AUGGAAACCCUACUCAUCCUCUACAGCAUAGUAGCUGCUACGUUAGUAUAUCUCCUCUGGUUCCACCACCUAGCCCGUAAACUCACCGGUCCAAAAGUAUGGCCGGUUGUGGGUAGCCUUCCGCUUCUCUUCCUGAACCGGAGACGAUUUCAUGACUGGAUAGCCGGAAACCUCCGCUCAACUGGUGGUGCGGCCACAUACCAGACAUGUACCAUUGCCAUACCAUUCCUUGCUCGUAGACAAGGAUUUUAUACAGUCACAUGCCACCCGAGAAACCUCGAACACAUCCUCCGGACCCGGUUCGAUAAUUAUCCCAAAGGACCCGAAUGGCAGACUGCUUUUCAUGAUCUUCUAGGUCAAGGUAUAUUCAACAGUGAUGGCGAAACGUGGCUUAUACAACGUAAAACCGCGGCUCUCGAGUUCACAACAAGAACCCUCCGGCAAGCCCUGGCUAGGUGGGUGAGCCGGACCAUCAAGACACGGUUAUGGCUAAUCUUAGAGAAAGCCUCUUCAGAGCAUACAUCUGUAGAUUUACAAGACUUGUUGCUUCGAUUAACCUUCGAUAACAUAUGCGGACUCACAUUUGGCAAAGACCCAGAGACACUCUCGCUAAAAUUACCCGAAAACCCAUUUUCCAUUGCUUUUGAUUCAGCCACUGAAGCAACCCUGCAAAGAUUGUUGUACCCAGGUAUUCUAUGGAGGUUGAAAAAGAUUCUUGGCAUUGGAGCUGAAAUAAGACUGAGGAAGAGCCUCGAAGUUGUCGACAAGUACAUGACUGAAGCACUCACGGAACGUAAAGAAAGACCCUCAGACGAUCUUUUGUCUCGCUUUAUGAACAAGAGAGACGUUGAUGGAAACCUCUUCCCAAGCUCAGUUCUCAAACGCAUUGCUCUCAACUUUGUCCUCGCCGGCCGUGACACUUCAUCGGUGGCAAUGAGCUGGUUUUUCUGGCUCGUCAUGAACCACCCACGCGUCGAAGAAAAGAUCAUCAACGAAAUAUCUUCAGUUUUGCGAGAAACCCGCGGCGAAGAUCGACGAACAUGGAUUGAAGAACCACUCGUAUUCGACGAAGCCGAUAGGCUAGUUUAUCUGAAGGCGGCCCUAGCCGAAACCCUACGUCUGUAUCCGUCGGUGCCGGAGGACUUCAAGUAUGUCAUCUACGACGACGUUUUACCAGACGGAACACAUGUUCCGGCGGGUUCAACGGUGACAUAUUCAAUAUAUUCGGUGGGGAGGAUGAAGACUAUAUGGGGAGAGGAUUGCUUGGAGUUUAAACCAGAGAGGUGGCUCUCGACCGGUGGAGACCGGUUCGAACCACCCAAGGAUGGGUACAAGUUUGUGUCCUUCAAUGGUGGACCGAGGACUUGUUUAGGGAAGGACUUGGCCUACCUGCAAAUGAAGUCUGUGGUGUCGGCCGUACUGUUGCGUUACCGGCUAACCCUGGUUCCGGGUCACCGGGUCGAACAGAAGAUGUCUCUGACCCUGUUUAUGAAGCAUGGGCUCAAAGUGUACUUGCAUCCACGUGAGGUUGGAGGUACAAUAGCCGCCGUGUCUGCAUAG
Molecule: messenger RNA, 1560 nt
Organism: Ilex paraguariensis (yerba mate)
Lineage: Eukaryota; Viridiplantae; Streptophyta; Magnoliopsida; Aquifoliales; Aquifoliaceae
Source: the annotation of a GenBank genome assembly